Propithecus coquereli (Coquerel's sifaka) is the source of this 1044-nucleotide messenger RNA. RefSeq names its product transmembrane protein 88B (gene TMEM278). The transcript is spliced from 5 exons. Gene Ontology annotation, biological process: negative regulation of canonical Wnt signaling pathway. Gene Ontology annotation, molecular function: PDZ domain binding. Bases 1 to 1044 code for a protein of 347 amino acids. The record is from RefSeq and is a predicted model, not a curated record. Gene Ontology annotation, cellular component: plasma membrane. Lineage: Eukaryota; Metazoa; Chordata; Mammalia; Primates; Indriidae.
AUGAGUGAGCAGGAGACGGAGACAGAGGAGGAUGAGGGAGGAGGCGCCUCGGACAUAGCACCCAUGCUGCCCCGAAGGCCUCGCGACCACCGGGCCACGGCCCUCACGUGCCCAGGGCGGCCAGGCAGGGCUGCCCCAGGCCUCGGGCCCCUGCUGCUGCCUGGCCGGGCCCUGGCUGGGCUCCUGCUGCACCUCCUGCUGCCGGCUACCGUCUUCCUGCUGCUGCUGCUCCCGGCAGCAGCCAUCGUCUACCUGGGAUUCCUGUGCCACUCGAAGGUCCACCCGGCCCCCGGCCCCCGGUGCCGCGCGCUGCUCUCGGACCGCGGCUCCGCGGCGCUCAUCGUAUUCGGCUUCCUCUCGCUGCCGCCGCUGCUCGCGCUCGCCUCGGCCGCCCGCGCCCGCCUGGCCCGGCACCUCCGCCCGCCGCUGCCGCCCGCCACCCGGACCCCCGGACUCCGCUGCCACCUGGGCUCCAGCGACCGGGGGCUGGCGAGCCGCCACCCCGACGGGGAGGAGCAGCUCUGCGCCUGGCCCCCUCCCUGCCGCCGGGCGGAGGUGGCCUCCCACGAGGGACGCAGCGCCGCGCUCCGAGCAAACCGGCCUUCCCGGCUGUGCGCGCCGUGGCCGCGCUGCGCCCCUGCUCCCUCUCCAGGGGCUGCCCUGCGCCCUGCGCCCUGCCAGGUCGCCCCCGGGCCAGCUGGUGCCGGGGCUGCACCUCCCCUGCCGCCUCACCACUGGCCCAGGGGCCUGAACUCCUGGGGCGGAGGGGCCACGCUGCUGGUGGGCCUGCUGCAGACCCGCACCUUGGCAACACAGGCCCCUGCCCUGCAGGAGGCAGCCUGGGGCGUGCUCGUGCACACGUGUCCCAUCUGCUCCCCAUCCCAGAUCAGGAGCGUCAGCCCCACCCCACAGCUUGGAGCGGAGGAGGGGCUGGAAGAGGUGGUGGUUACCCCGAAGUCAACUGCCCUGGGAGCUGAGUGUCCCUCGGGUUACCCCGAGGCCCCCGCCUCUAGUCUGGGCCUAGCCAAGCUCCAGGACCCAUGA